This is a messenger RNA of Notolabrus celidotus (New Zealand spotty), 4695 nucleotides long. Its product is annotated as TNF receptor-associated factor 2-like. Gene Ontology annotation, molecular function: ubiquitin-protein transferase activity; zinc ion binding; tumor necrosis factor receptor binding. Gene Ontology annotation, cellular component: cytoplasmic side of plasma membrane; plasma membrane signaling receptor complex; cytosol. The transcript is spliced from 11 exons. The record is from RefSeq and is a predicted model, not a curated record. Bases 245 to 2041 code for a protein of 598 amino acids. Gene Ontology annotation, biological process: protein K63-linked ubiquitination; positive regulation of canonical NF-kappaB signal transduction; regulation of apoptotic process. NCBI's taxonomy places the organism in Eukaryota, Metazoa, Chordata, Actinopteri, Labriformes, Labridae.
GUAACACCCAGUCUGAAAGUGCAAUGGCGAUAUUGGACAAUAACAGCCAUCGCUUUUGGGCACCACAUCUAUAUUAUGUGGCUGAGGCUGAAGAAAACACCUCCACACGGCUGCAGAAACACGUGUAAUACCUCCACGGCGCGCGAGGAGCGACUACCUGCAGGAGGAAGGAGGAAUCUCACAGCUUCUGCACGCGAUGACAGUGUAGACUCAAAAACCCUGGUGUGACGUGUGAACAGACACCAUGGCCACGCAGGAACCGUCCCCUCCGUCCUCCAUGGAGAGCAACAAGCCCGGCUUCCCCAAGAAGAUCCUGGGCAACAAGCUGGAGGACAAACACCUGUGCAACUGCUGCCACAACAUACUCAGACGACCGUUUCAAGCCCAGUGUGGACAUCGCUUCUGUUCCUACUGCUUCAACAGGACUGUCAGUAAUGGACCCCAGAAAUGCAGCGCCUGCAUCAAAGAGGAUAUUUUCGAGGACCCUACGUCGAUUUUGAAACCAGGAUGUGCUUUUCCUGACAACGCUGUUCGAAGGGAAGUCGAGCAUCUUUCAGCUAUUUGUAUUAAUGAAAAUUGCACGUGGAAAGGAAGCAUCAAAGACUACGAGAUGAACCACGAGGGGAAGUGUGAGUUCAUGAUCAUCCCCUGCCCCUCCUGCAAAGAACGAAUCCGCUUCAAUGAACAGGAGCGCCAUAAUGAGCGAGAGUGCCCGGAGAGAACGCUCAACUGCAAGUACUGCAAGGAGCCAUUUCACUUCAAAAACAUCAAGGCUCACGAUGAGAUCUGUCCCAAGUACCCGAUGAUCUGUGAAGGCUGUGCAAAGAAGAAAAUACCCAGAGAGAAGUACGUGGAUCACAUCAAGUUCUGCAGCAAAUUCAGGACCCCGUGUCGAUUUCAUGUUGUUGGAUGUGACAUGUCUGUUGAGAAGGAAAAGAUUCAUGACCACGAACGCGCCUACGCCUACGAGCACCUCAACCUGCUGCUGCACUACAUCAUGGGCAUGAAAGUGAGCAUGGAGGGCCUGCAGCCCCAGGGACUGGAAGUCGCCGGACACAAACUGGUGGAACUCCAACAGUCCCUCAGGGAGCUGGAGGCCAGAGUCUCCCAGCUCAGCACCACCUCCUCUGGGCCUCCCGUGCAGGGAGCCGCCGCCGCCUCCUCCUCUUCAUCCUCCAGCUCCGGCCCCCCCGGUCCUCCUGCUUCAGCUCCCCUCCCUCCACCUCCCACUCUGGCUCCCACCUUGUCCGUGUCCACCUCCUUCACACCCCUGCCCAGCUCGGUGGGCGCGGCGCUGGAGCUCCAGCUCCACAGCGAGAAGACGAAAGUCGCCGAGCUGGGCCGCAGGUGUACGGAGCUGGAAGUGAAGUCCAACACGUUUGAGAAUGUGGUGUGUGUCCUGAACAGAGAGGUGGAGAGGUUUGCCACCACCAUGGAGGCCAGCAACCGUCAGCACAAACUGGACCAGGACAAGAUCGAGGCUCUGAGUAACAAGGUGCGACAGCUGGAGAGGACGGUGGGGCUGAAGGACCUGACGGUGGCUGAGAUGGAGGGCCGGCUGAGGGAGAUGUCUGCCUCCACCUUCGACGGCGUCUUCGUCUGGAGGAUAUCGGAUUUUGCCAAAAAGAGACAGGAUGCCAUCGCAGGUCGAGCCCCGGCCAUGUUUUCACCAGCCUUCUACACCAGUAAGUACGGCUAUAAGAUGUGUCUGCGGAUCUACCUGAACGGAGAUGGGACGGGGCGUGGCAGCCACCUGUCCCUGUUCUUUGUGGUGAUGAGGGGACUGAGUGACGCUCUGCUCAAGUGGCCUUUCAACCAGAAGGUGACUCUGAUGCUUCUGGACCAGAGCAACAGAGAGCACAUCAUCGACGCCUUCAGACCCGACGUCACCUCCUCGUCCUUCCAGAGACCCGUGAGCGAAAUGAACAUCGCCAGCGGCUGUCCACUCUUCUGCCCGCUCUCCAAGCUUGACGCCAAGAACUCUUACAUCCGCGACGACACCAUCUUCAUCAAGGCCAUCGUGGACCUCACCGGCCUCUAGGCGGCCCCACUUCUUGUUGUGGUCUAGUUUGGCAACAUGGCAGCUCUUUGACCAUUACGGCUUCAUUUUGGCUCGAUCGUGGUCCCUGUAGGGCUCUGUUCAGGCAUCUCACUGUCCCCCCUGCAGCUUUAGGGAGACAGACGUGCUCGUGACUGCGUGUGGCUGCGGUCCAGACGGCGUUGGCAUUGUCAUACCCGGUGGUUUCUACGCGAGAGCCGCCGUCACUGCUGUACAUUUCAGGUGCAAAACUUUUUUCCUUUUGACAUCGCGGUGAUGAAAUUGUCACUUCACAUCAGUUUUCAGUUCAGAGACACAGAAGGGAAGCACCGGUGCAGCGUGGUCAGUGCAGGGUUAAGCAGAAGCAGAGAUGUCAGAGGUGGAACAGGAGUGAGAAGAGUUUACAGAAACUUUUAUAUAUUUGACAACUUGAGUUGUAACAGAGAAUGCAGACAGUUUUUUUGACUGGGUUUUAGAUUACUGAUAGUCGGUGUGAUCGUUCUGAGUGUAGAAAGCUGGCAGUAGACGUAUAAUAGAGUUAGAGCAUGGCUUUUGCUUUUUCUUGCAGAUUGUGGAUAUUGUGAGCUUCUCAAUUCCAGUGUCGAGUGAAUUUGCAUAGACAAACGUGGAGUUAUGUUAUGAAUAAGAUUACAGGCAUCUUUUGCCUUUUUUUCAUUUAACGCAAAGUGCAUGCCGCUGGCGUUUUUAAGUAUAAACAUCGGUCCUUAUUUCGACUGAGCUUCACAAAAAGUUCCUUGUUUGUUGUUAGUGAAUUAGCCAUCCGUGAUGGUGGACAUUGCCUGCAUGUCUUUGGAGCCAGGCUAUUUUACAUGUAAAGUUAGUGUUGCGUAUUUGUUCCUAUUAGGGGUUUUUCUGAUUGGUGGUUUGGUACAUCUGUGGAAGAUAACAGUGGAGUUUACCAAGAAGUCAGGGCAGCUUGCCGGACGAGCCUGAGGCAUAAAACUCUCCGUCAAACACACGUAGCUGGAGUUUUUCCCCCCCAGGAAGUGCUCACUCGCUCACAUCUCAACACAUAGUGCCGUGCCCCACCACAGAUUGAGGUCAACACAGAUUCCACGAAAUGAAGGAAUUGUCCGUUCCUUGUUUUCUGUCCAUACAGUAUACAGUGCAUAUGUGUUUCUGCUGCUUUAACAUAGAUGAUGAUGUAAACCUUAUAAAUACAUGUUGGUGAGGUAAACGUUUGUGGAGGCUGAGAGGCUGAAAUGCUUCAUCGGCCAUUAUUGACAGUAUUUAUCUAAGACUGAUGUUCAGUGCAGCCCUGAUUACUAAUCUCAUGUGCUCUCACUGCUCUCAUAAGGCACCACGAUGUAAUCUACAUUAUAAGCUGACGUGUACUUUUCUACAUGUCCACCAGAGGUUGCUGUUGCACUUACUUAGCAUGCAUGCUGAGGUUUUUUAAAGCUUCAUGCUGGCCUGUUUGGAAACCAGUCUCGACCUGUAUUGAACCCUCUCUGUGCAUGGGAGGCUUCAAUUCAUAUUCACUAAGGAGUUUCACACUGGUUUACCUCCCCGUGAGCCACGUGUGAAAGCGUUUAUUUGUAUUUGUUUGGAUGAAAAGUCAUAGAAUAGUUAUUAUGUUAUAUCCGGCGCUGCGUCUGUUCAACAGAAGCAGCUGCCUAUAUUCAUAGCAAUUUAUAAAUAUGUAUCUUUCAUAUCAUAAUGUCAAAAUAAUCUAUAUAUACAUGUUAAUAUACAGGAGAUGUUAUAAUAAACAUAGUAUUACUGAAUACCUUAUUAAUUCUAUAUCUAUAAACCAGCUUUUUGUUUGUCAAGAUGGUUUGAACAGGCCAGGACGCCCCUUCUUUUGUGCAGUAAGGAUUCUGUCUCGAGUGCAAUAUACGAUUAUGUCUGUUAGAUUUUGAUGACAUCUCGGCUCUAAGGGUUACCAGAGGUCAUACUUGACUCACUUGUUUACAUUACUCAUCAUGGCGCUGAAGAACUGCAACCAAUUUUUAACUUAUCAAGGGAAUAAUGGUGCUUUCCUUGUCAUUCAGCAUACUUUAUACCGCUAACGUCAGCCAGCAGCUCGUCAUGAAGCUAACCGGCUAAAAGAGCUGAUAACUUUUAGAAAGUCUGUUUUAACGUCGAGGUUUUUCUGCUAUGCUGUCAGUGGGUUUCUAUUCUUUAAUCGAAAUUUUCAAUAAAGACUUGAGCAUGUAAUUAAUACAUGAUCUUUUUAAACCUUGAGUGUUCUCGUAAUGUGCCAAAAUCAAACAUUACCUCCAUAUUAUACUAACAAUGUUGUAUUGCAAGUUGUAUUUUAUGUUCUAUGCUAAAAUAUGGUGCCAAAUAUGUUCAUAUUUAAGUUUGUGCUGCCUGAAUGUGUGAGUGUGUCAUUUUAACAGGUCAGUAUUUCUAUAAAGUGAAUACUGACCGGUGAACCUGUCCCCCUGAUUAAAGAUCCUCCCCGAGGUUUGUUGAAUGUAAGCUUUAACUCUUCUUCAGCUGUUCUGUCGUGUGAUGCAGUCGACUGAACUCCAUUUGUGCACUUUGUAUCAUGUGUCUGUCCAAACAGGGUAUUUUGUUGAGUGAUUUAUGUACCUUGAAAUCAGAGCCAUAUAUAUUCUGAUGUUGAUAAUUGAUGUAUUAUGCUAAAAUGAAGGACAUGCAGUAUGUAUUAAAGUUUGCUGGUUACA